AUGUCCAUCGACUCUUUGCACAAACUCGACGGUGGCCUGGUGGACCGUCUCCGGCUUUUCAACUUGAAUGCCUUUCACAAGUUUGCACCCGUGCUGCUUGGCUAUACGAUGGAUAUGCCCUUUGCGUUCGGAAGGAUUCCCUUUGAGCCUCACCCCUCGGAUGUGUUCCUUGUGGGUGUGAUGGGGAGCGGCAUCACGAUGCUCACCCAAGUGGCGCAUGGGCUUCGAUCCAAAGGCGACAUGUCCUUCGACGACAUCAACGAGGUGGUGCCCUGGUUUCAUGCUGCCCAGAUUUGCGGGCAGGAUUUAGAUGCAUUGCAGCCUUAUAAGCCGCGAUUGUUUAAGACGCACCAGCUACACGAGAAGUUGCCGGAAGAUGCAAAGUUUGUGGUUCUAUUUCGAGAUCCUCGCAAGAUCUUUCUGACCAGAUACCGCCGAUAUUGCAAUAGUUCCUGGACGGACUAUGCUCGAGUUCCCCGUGGAGCAAUUUCGUUGGAGAACUUUGCUGUGGGCAUCUUCGGACAUGAGUCCGGCAACGAGGUGUGGAAGUUCAUCAGGCUGUUCUUGGCUUUCGAAGACCUGGUGGAGCAGCCAGAGGACCAGAUUCGGAGGAUUGGGAAGUUCAUAUCCCCUCACGGCCGCCUGUCAGAAGACGUCCUCACGGUGGCCCAGAAUCAGUCUACCAGGAAGUUCAUGCAGGAGCACAUCUCCCAGUUCGAUGACCACUUCGUGCUGAAGCAUUUGAAGCCGUUUGAGGAGGUGCCACUGGAAUUCAUGAAUUUGAAGUUGGGAGUUCAUGCGGCGGUGCUGUAG
Molecule: messenger RNA, 813 nt
Organism: Symbiodinium pilosum
Lineage: Eukaryota; Dinophyceae; Suessiales; Symbiodiniaceae
Source: the annotation of a GenBank genome assembly